Molossus molossus (Pallas's mastiff bat) is the source of this 1812-nucleotide messenger RNA. RefSeq names its product cyclic nucleotide gated channel subunit beta 3 (gene CNGB3). Gene Ontology annotation, molecular function: protein-containing complex binding; cGMP binding; intracellularly cGMP-activated cation channel activity. Gene Ontology annotation, cellular component: plasma membrane; photoreceptor outer segment; intracellular cyclic nucleotide activated cation channel complex. Gene Ontology annotation, biological process: monoatomic cation transmembrane transport. NCBI's taxonomy places the organism in Eukaryota, Metazoa, Chordata, Mammalia, Chiroptera, Molossidae. Bases 7 to 1812 code for a protein of 601 amino acids. The record is from RefSeq and is a predicted model, not a curated record. The transcript is spliced from 16 exons.
ACCUGCAUGACUCCAGGGCCCUGUGAAGAGGCGCAUGCGCACCCCCAAGAUAAAGUCUCACAGAAAAAUAUUCUCGGAGAUCGGACCACAAACCCCGACUUUCCAAACUCAGCAGAAUUGACCGGAACAGCAGCAGAGCAGAAGGACGUGGGGACGGAGAGUGAAGGCCUGGUCAGUCCGGAAAGCCAACCACUGGAAGCCCCUGUUGUAAACGAGCACACUGACGCCCAGCUUCACGACCUGGUGCAAAGACUGUGUCACAGGACAGCCCUCUUUAAGAGGCAGCUGGCGGAGGAAGACCUGUCCUCCCCUGAAUCCAGCUCCCAGGCCGCAAAGCCUAUGGCUGUACCGCCAGCACAGGAGAGCACCGCUCAGCAUCCGGGGCCCAUGGUCUCCUGCACAGACCAGGCCUACCUCCUGUGGCUCCUGCUCGUCACGGCCGCCUACAGCUGGAACUGCUGGCUGAUCCCCGUGCGCCUCGCCUUUCCGCACCCGGCUCCGGACAACGCGCGCUACUGGCUGGCGGCGGACGUGGCGUGUGACAUCAUCUACCUGUGCGACGUGCUGUUAGUGCAGCCCAGGCGCCAUUUCACACGAGGAGGAGACGUCAUAGUGGAUCCCGCUGAGCUAGCAAAGCACUAUAGGAGUUCUACAAAAUUCCAGUUGGAUGUUGCAUCCAUAAUGCCACUGGAUGUUUUCUGCCUCUUCUUUGGGUUUAAUCCAAUAUUUAGGACAAACAGGAUAUUGAAGUACACAUCAUUCUUUGAGUUCAACCAUCGCCUGGAGUCACUCAUGGACAAGGCAUAUACGUACAGGGUCCUGCGGACCACAGGCUACCUGCUGUUCGCCCUGCACCUGAACGCCUGUCUCUACUACUGGGCUUCUGACCAGGAAGGCAUCGGGACCACCAAGUGGGUGUACAAUGGUGAAGGGAACAUGUACCUGCGAUGUUAUUACUUUGCUGUUCGCAGUUUGAUUACCAUCGGGGGCCUUCCAGAACCACAGACUUUGUUUGAAAUUGUUUUUCAACUGCUGAACUUCUUCCUGGGCGUGUUUGUGUUCUCCAGCGCGAUUGGCCAGAUGCUCGAUGUCAUCGGGGCAGCCACAGCCGCUCGGAACAGCUUCCGUGUCUGUGUGGAUCGCACCGUCGCCUACAUGAACACUUACUCCAUUCCCAAGAGUGUGCAGAGCCGGGUCCGGACCUGGUAUGAGUACACGUGGGAUUCGCAGAGGAUGCUGGAUGAGUCGGAGCUGCUCAAGACCCUGCCCCACGCGAUGCGGUCAGCCCUCGCCUUGGACAUGAACCUCAGCAUCCUCAGCAACGUCGAGCUGUUCAAGGGCUGUGACACGCAGAUGCUCUGUGACAUGCUGCUCAGGUUGAAAUCCACCAUCUAUUUGCCUGGAGAUUUCAUUUGCAAAGAGGGAGAGAUCGGCAAGGAAAUGUACGUUGUGAAGCAAGGAGAAGUCCAGGUUCUUGGAGGCACCGAUGGCGCUCAAGUUCUGGCCACUCUGAAAGCCGGGACCGUGUUUGGAGAAAUCAGCCUCCUGGCAGCGACAGGAGGAAACCGCCGGACCGCCACCGUGGUGGCCCACGGCUUCGCCAACCUUCUGAGUCUGGACAGGAAGGCCCUCCGAGAAACCCUGGUGCAUUACCCAGAUUCGGAACAGCUGCUGGUGAGGAAAGCCAGAGCGCUCCUCCACAAGAAGGCGCCAGCCACAGGGCACCCUUUCCAACAGGAAGGCUCGCCUUCCUCUUCCCAAAACCAGAGACACCACGCUGCUCCCAGCUCCCCUGGGAGGCGCAGCUGCUGA